CAUCACCCAACUCCUAUCCCCUCAUCACCCUCAUCACAUUCCCGCAGGAUACUUAUCAAAAUGGGCUUCGACUUCACCGGCAACGACUACUCUCAGCUAGAGCAACAUGUGUAUGACAAGAGCUACAUUGAAGGUUACGCCCCAUCUCAAGCCGAUGUCGUAGUCUUCCAAGCUAUCGCUUCAUCUCCUGAUGUGAAGAAGUAUCCCCAAGCUGCUCGAUGGUGGGCACACAUCAAAAGCUGGGAGAGUGAACAUGCCUCCCUUCCAGGCGAGAAGAAGGAAUUAUCCUCCUACGGUCCUGCCAAGGGGUCCACCUCGGCUCCUGCUGCCGCCGCCGGAGGUGAUGAUGAUGAUGAGAUUGAUCUCUUUGGGUCUGAUGACGAAGAGGUUGAUGAAGCCGCCGAGAAGCUCAAAGCGACUCGUCUUGCGGAGUAUGCCGCCAAGAAGGCCAACAAGCCCAAGACCAUUGCCAAGUCCUUGGUCACACUUGAUGUUAAGCCUUGGGAUGACGAGACCGACAUGGCUGAGCUCGAGAAAGCUGUCCGAUCUGUCGAGAUGGACGGUUUGGUCUGGGGUUUGAGCAAGCUCGUCCCUGUUGGGUAUGGAGUACGCAAAAUGCAAAUUAGUCUGGUCGUUGAAGACGAAAAGGUAUCUUUGGAUGACCUCCAGGAAAAGAUUGCCGAGUUCGAGGACUACAUCCAAUCCUCCGAUGUCCAGGCUAUGCAGAAACUUUAAAGGUCUCCAGCUCUUGUAGGCAGUAGCCCAAAUGUUUUUGUGUUGUUUUAGUUUUGUAUUUCAGAAAUUCAAUGCCUUGAAACUAAGAGCCAUGGGGAUAACUAUCGCAAUAUGAUUUCUCAAACUUGAUCGUGACUGUAAUAAAUGUGUAUUGGUCAGACGAUGAUGUCUUAUUUCAUCACUCAAAACUUUGGCUUCAUAUUUUGAGCAUAGAUUAGAAUGGCAAGUUAGUACGACUCACAAAUAACCAAAAAAACAAGUUUGAC
This is a messenger RNA of Puccinia graminis f. sp. tritici CRL 75-36-700-3, 1001 nucleotides long. Its product is annotated as elongation factor EF-1 beta subunit. Gene Ontology annotation, molecular function: guanyl-nucleotide exchange factor activity; translation elongation factor activity. The record is from RefSeq and is a predicted model, not a curated record. Gene Ontology annotation, cellular component: eukaryotic translation elongation factor 1 complex; cytosol. NCBI's taxonomy places the organism in Eukaryota, Fungi, Basidiomycota, Pucciniomycetes, Pucciniales, Pucciniaceae. The coding region runs from base 61 to 735 and encodes 224 amino acids. The transcript is spliced from 6 exons. Gene Ontology annotation, biological process: translational elongation.